AUGCGCUACCAGUUCCGUAUGCUGCACGUGCCAGGAAAGCUGCUAAGCACGGCCGAUACUUUGUCGCGCAUCACCCACAAGGCACCCACUCCCCUCGACACUAUCGAACUUUUUGCAGCACAGGUAGUCGGCUGCACGUCGGAAGUCUUGCCACUCAGCCCUAAAGACGUGCGGCAGGCGCAAGAGUCUGAUGGCGAAUGCAAGGCCCUCGUCUCCUACUGCCAGCAUGGUUUGCCACAAAACUCCAAGAUACCACUGCGCCUCUCCAAGUACAGCUCCGUGGCAGACGAGCCCUCUGUCUGCGACGGUGUUCUGCUGAAAGGCGCCCGGAUAGUCAUCCCAUCGUCCCUUCGGCCGGCGGCCUUGACGCUGUUGCACGAAGGUCACCAGGACAUCAACAUGACCAAAGCCCUAGCUCGGGAGUCAGUUUGGUGGCCCGGUAUCUCGGCAGACAUCGCCUCUCUUGUCACCAACUGCGAACAGUGUACUUCCACCCACGUGAACCUUGCAGAGCCCCUGGUCUCCGCGGCCCUACGUGGACGUCCCUGGGAGUUCCUCGGAAUAGACUUGUUCCACCUCAACGGCCAGACGUUCAUCCUGGUGGUGGACUAUUACUCAAGCUUUUCUGAGGUGGUGACCCUGAGGAGCACGACAGCUCAGGCAGUCAUCGACGCUCUCAAAGCCGUCAUUUCCCGCCAUGGAAUCACGCAAGAAGUCAGGUUAAACAACGGCCCACCGUUCUCGUCUCAAGAGUUCGCGGCGUUUGCAGCGUCGUAUGGCUUUAAUCAUGUGACCAGCAGUCCACACUACGCUCAGUCUAACGGAGGGGCGAAGAGGAUGGCGCGUACAAUCAAGGACCUGUUUCGCAAGUCAAAGGACCCUCAUUUGGCCCUGCUCAGCUAUCGGGAUACUAUAGGAGUAGACGGCUUUAGUCCAGCCCAGCUGUUGAUGGGACGUCAACUCUGA
This is a messenger RNA of Dermacentor silvarum, 966 nucleotides long. RefSeq lists its product as uncharacterized. Gene Ontology annotation, molecular function: nucleic acid binding. The transcript has a single exon. Gene Ontology annotation, biological process: DNA integration. The record is from RefSeq and is a predicted model, not a curated record. Bases 1 to 966 code for a protein of 321 amino acids. Lineage: Eukaryota; Metazoa; Arthropoda; Arachnida; Ixodida; Ixodidae.